This is a messenger RNA of Mytilus trossulus (common blue mussel), 2310 nucleotides long. Its product is annotated as carboxypeptidase N subunit 2-like. The transcript is spliced from 2 exons. Gene Ontology annotation, cellular component: extracellular matrix. The record is from RefSeq and is a predicted model, not a curated record. Lineage: Eukaryota; Metazoa; Mollusca; Bivalvia; Mytilida; Mytilidae. The coding region runs from base 55 to 1707 and encodes 550 amino acids. Gene Ontology annotation, molecular function: protein binding.
ACUGAAGCUAUAUAUGUAACAUGUGUAGUCCAUUUAAACAGAAAACAGCAAGUCAUGAUUCUCAGAGGAUGUAUUAUCUGCACUGUCGGCCUGCUCGUCGUAGAAUUUGCAUUUGGCGAUCUUUCCAAUGAUCCAGUAGAAUGUCCUCAGCCGUUUUGUCUAUGUCAAAAGAAAUCGCGCGGAAGUGCUGUGUGUUCCGGGCGAUCUUUACAUUACAUUCCGAGACUUCCGAAAUAUGUUUACUCAGUUGCAUUCACGAAUACAAGUAUCAGUUUUAUAGAAACAUUUGGAUUGUUCAAUUUAACUUUUAAUCAAAUUGAAAGAAUAAACUUUACUGGUAAUCUGUUACUCAGUAUUGACAAAGACGCGUUUCGAAAUUUGACUUUCCUUGAUACGCUUAUUAUUUCACGUGAACCUCGUUUGAAUCUUAAUUCCCUGAAAUCGUCUUUUAUGAGUUUGACUAGGUUAAAGAUUUUAGUUUUUGACUUUGCAUUUAAUUUUUGGAAAUCCCUUCCCAAAGAUAUGUUCAACAAUUAUCACUUCAGUAAUGUUAAGUCUUUAUUUUUGGAAGGUAAUAAAUUUACCUAUGUCAACUUUACGACAUUUGGAACAAUGACCAGAUUACAGGGAAUUUCUCUUGCCGAUAACGCAAUAAGUCAUAUUUCUUUUACUAAGUUAACUUCAUUAACCAAAUUAGAUAUGAGUUCCAAUCUGCUUCCAAAAGUUCCAACUUUUUGUGGAAGAAACAACACUAGUUAUUUUCCUAACUUAAAAACUUUAACGUUAAGUCAUAACAAUAUUGGUUACCUUGGUCCCAAGUCAUUCAGAUGUUUACCUCGACUUUCAACGUUAAACUUGGAUUAUACAAAGAUUGGUAAACUUCAAGAUAAUGUAUUUGCAUUUUUACCAUCGCUACAAAAGUUACAUUUAAAUAGCAUCGGUAAUCCUUUGAAAACUAUUAAACAAAAUGCGUUCAAUAGUUCUUCGUUAGAGAUUUUGGAUUUAAAGGGAUCAAAUUUUCAUUUUAACAUAAAGCAAAGAUACGAUGCAAACCAAAUUUUUGCUUCUUGUCCAAAUCUAAAGAACUUGGAUCUCACAGAGAACAAUAUGCCAUCAGACGAUCCAACCUUCCGGACGAUUUUUAGGCCACUGAGAAAGUUAGAGAAAUUGUAUCUCACAAAAACUAAGAUGCUUAAUCUGCCUACAAAUGUGUUCACAAAUAUGAAAUUGCUUCAUACAUUACAUUUGAAUGAAAAUGGGAUAACAGAUUGGAACGACAGUUGUCGUAUCUUUGGUAAUAUGACAUCUUUGAAAUAUCUGAGUUUAAGACACAAUCGUAUAUCAGUCAUCAAUGAAACCAGCUUUCCAGAGGACAUUUUGUCAAGACUGGAAAAAUUAUAUCUUGCCCGUAAUCCUUUUUCAUGUAUUUGCGACCAAAUGUGGUUUCAAAACUGGAUUCAAAAGAAUGGUUCGAUUUUAAUGGAGUAUCCAAAGGAAUACAGCUGUGGAAAUCCAAAUAAUAUGCGUGGAAUAUUAUUAAAAGAUUAUAAACCUACAGAAAAAAUGUGCAAUCCAUGGAAUCCUCUGUAUACUAUGGCAAUUGUCAUGGGAAUUAUUUUUAUAUCGUUCAUCACUAUUGUUUUCUAUCGCAGCAAAGUGUCAGGGCAAUAUCAAGAAUUAUAUAUAUUUACUACGUGUAUAUCAUAACCGGCAAAAGGGAUACAUCCCUCUUGACAGUGAAGAAGAUUACGAAUAUCACGCUUUUGUGUACUGCGAUAAUGAUCGAAAAUGGGUUCACAACGAUCUCUUGAACAAGCUUGAAAAUGAAGAAGGAUUACAACUGUGUAUUCACCAUAGAAAUUUCAUAGUAGGAGAUUCUAUUAGUGUAAAUGUUGACAAUUUCCUUAAGAAGUCAUGGAAAGUUUUAGUUAUUGUAUCGAUCAAUUUCGCACAAAGUGAAUGGUGUCAGUGGGAGGUAGAUGUUGUACAAGAACGACGCCGACGUCAAGGGAAAGAAGUCAUUGUUCCUGUCAUACUAGAUACCAUUGACUCAAAACAUAUGACUAGUCAGCUACGUACCUUACUGGAUAGUACACCCUCCUUAAGGUACCGAUCCGGUGUAGGUUCAGAACUAUUCUGGAAAGUUUUAUUAGAGAGUUUAAGAAAACCACUUGGACAUCCGCCAACCCCUUUACUUUAUUCAAGAAUUUAACAUGUUUACUUUACUUGUGAAAUAAGACACUCGUCUGAGCCUGUUAUGCAUGCUCAACUAGAGAAAAUUACAAGUCUGUAGAUAAUGACUUUCAAUCA